AUGUUGCUAGCACAGUUGAGGGAGGUGCAUCGCGGGUUGUCUCCCCCGCAAUCUAAUCAGUCGGCUAUCGGAGGCAAGUGCAGCGAGACCCGUCCGCUGCCGCCUUCCCACCACCAGCGACAACCGUCUGCCAAAGAGGGCAGCCAAUCACAUUACCUCUCUAAAGGGUAUAAUGGGUACUCCAAAGUAGCGAGCACGUCUUAUUGCUCAACCACCGCUGGUAAUCCUAGCGAUAACGCCAUUUUCGCCCCAAAGCACUCAAACCCGCCUCUUUGGUGCUGGCUCCGUCUACGGCUUUGCCAACCAACUGCCUCUGCCCGCCUUCAGCUCAACCAGCACCAGCAACGAAUCUCAAAGCCUACCGUACAGAUCACUGCAAUAGAGAUAGAAAGGACGAGAGAAAGACAAGAGCAUCAAACCUUUUAUUCCACCGACGCCCCUUUCGAAUCAGCCGCUAUUAAGAACACACCGAUCCCUUCCUACUACGAACAAACAUUCGCAACCUACACUAUCUACAUAGUACUUCGAAUAUCUCUCGAUCCAGCCUCGGACGAACCCAGACCGCACCCUCCCACAACCUCACACACUACUUCGAUCACGACACCGACACCCUCAAAGGCGACGACGGUGCACUGCGACCACGAUACUUUCCUCCCUUCCUCCCUCCUUCAACUCCGUUCGCCUCGUCUGAACCUUGUCGCACCCCUCCCCUUACUGUUCGUAGCUAUCGGGCAACAAGACCUUACCCUCUCCUCUCUCCGCCGCCAAACAAAUCCGUCGCAAUCAGCAGGCCAACAAGGACGAGAACAGAAGAAGAAAGCAUCUAGACGACUUCCACCGCUGCGCGCAGACCACAGCACCCCUCCUCCCCCGGCCGACGAAUCACCAGGGGCUCAACCUGCCAAACCUGCCUCGAGUCUCAACACAAACGCCCGCGCGCGACUUCGACAAACUGCACUCGAAUUGCGUGCCCUCUGUGCAAAUUCCAUCCGCAACGACACCCCUCAGAACCAGUCGGAAUCCGUUCCUGCAGAUCGUCCGGGGCAUCCAUCUUGGGCAGCUGCUCAGAGAACCUAUACUCAGACACCCCAUACUCUUUUUCCACCAAAAAAGAUACACGCCAAUCCUCUUCCAGUACCUGUGACGCCAGGUCUCUCUCCACAAAGUUCCUACCCGAAAUCGACCUUCCCCUGGCUCGCACGCCAUCGCCAGGUCCUCUCGCCUCACCAACACCCAAAACGCCCAUCGGCCACGACUGUCACUCUGUCACUCCCUCCCCGUGUCACUCACUGUACCGCUGUGUUCCUCAUUGUACACCUCCCCUACCGCCGCCCGCGACACCAACAAACCCAACCGAACGGCUUCCGUCUCGCCCCGGAUGAUUUGACACCAUUCACCCCAACUGUUCUCACGUCAACCGUCCCGGAUCCCCGGAGCCUGAACCUAAACUUGAACAUGGGCCUCGACCACAACCUCGACACCAAUAACUCGUCGCCCAGUCACCGCCAUGACGAGCUCGCCUCGACUUCUCCUUCCUCUGACUACUUCAAGAACACACCGACUUUCACCGCUACUGCCGACGUAAACUCCACACCACUCUCCUCCUCUACCUCCCAUCACAACCACAACCACACACUUGCUCCCAACGCCGCUGCCGCCGCCAACGAUGUGACUACUGUGAACCAUCCAUCCAGAGACAACUGCGACAGACGGAGACCUGACGAAGGAGAAGUCUCAAAGUUCCCCGCGAACAUGCCUACCCAGCUCGUCGGCCAGACAGUUACCCCCUUCCUCCGAGAACACAUCCCCGGCAUCUACGCUCCCAUCGGCAAACCCGAUGUCCAAAACGAAAACAACAAUUCCCUCAUCCAGAAGCGAGACCCUACCAACAGCAAGUUCUGUUAUCGUCACCGCCCCGACGCAAAGUGUCGUCGCGCGGCCGAUGAGUCCAAGAUGGUCUUGAUUCAAAGUGAACUCGAUAAGCUGCCGUCUGCCGAUCAGCAAGCCAUCACACACGUGUGGUCCCUCUUCUCCGCCGCCCCCGCCAAGCACCGCGACCUCAUGCUGCAGGGUAUCAUCACUCAAUGCUGCUUCCCUCAACUAUCCACCGUUUCCCGAGAAGUACACGAACAGCUCAAGAUCGACUUCAUGGCUGCGCUGCCGACCGAGAUCUCAUACAAGGUUCUCGGCUACCUCGAUACUGUCUCCCUCUGCAAGGCCGCUCAAGUCAGCCGAAGGUGGCGGGACCUCGCCGACGACGACGUUGUCUGGCACCGCAUGUGCGAGCAACAUAUUGACCGCAAGUGUACCAAGUGCGGCUUCGGCCUUCCCCUCCUGGAGCGUAAGAGGCUACGAGACUGGAACAAGCAAAAGGAACUCGCCGAAGCUAGGAGCCUGCAACAGGAUGCUGCCGUACAAGAGGUCGAAGAGGUUGAAAAGACCCCGACAGCCUCGUCGCCCAACGCCAACAAGAAGCGAGAACUAGUUGUCCUCGACGACAGCCGAAAGCGUGCUUGCCUGAGCGACCCGGGCGAGCCCAUGGCACCCAAAGCCGGAGCAGACAAGGAGCGAGAACGUCUCAUUCGGCCGUGGAAGAGUGUCUACCGUGAUCGUUUCAGGGUUGGCUUCAACUGGAAGUACGGUCGAUGCCACAUCAAAACCUUCAAAGGACACGACAACGGCGUGACCUGCUUGCAAUUCGACGACGAGAUUCUUGCCACGGGAUCCUACGACGCCAAGAUCAAGAUUUGGAACAUUGAGACGGGAGAGGAGAUUCGCACUCUGAGCGGGCAUACGAUGGGCAUCCGUACCCUCAAGUUUGUCGGCAACAAGCUCUUCAGUGGUAGCUUGGAUCACACAGUCAAGGUGUGGAACUGGCAGACGGGUGACUGCAUCAGCACGCUACGUGGCCACAGCGAAGGUGUCAUCACGGUCGACUUUGAUGGAAAGUACCUCGCAUCGGGUUCCAUCGACAAGUCGAUUAAGAUCUUCAACUUUGACAGCAAGGAAACGUUCUGCCUCCGUGGCCACGAGGACUGGGUCAACCACGUCCGCCUGGACCCUGGAUCGCAGACGCUCUUCUCAGCCUCGGAUGAUUGCACUGUACGACUUUGGGAUCUGCGGAACAAGACAUGCAUCAAGACCUUCGAGGGCCACAUGGGUCAAGUGCAGCAGAUUCUGUUGAUGCCGGAAGACUUUGAGCCCGAUGAAGAGGCACUCGCUGGUGAUGGCGCCGAUAAUGUGUCAGUUCACAGCGGCAGCGGCCGGAGCACGACGCCGACGGCGUUUGCCAACGUGGCGUCGAUUCUCGGCUCUUCUUUCGGCGGAGGGGAUUCCGGUUCCCCACCGGAGGACGACCGGACGUCGUUUGGUUGCGCCUUCAACUCGGACCCCACCCGGCAGCUGCCGCCCCGCUAUAUGCUCACCGCCGGUCUCGACAACACGGUCAAGGUGUGGAACAUUCACACUGGCAAAUGCCUCCGCACCAUGUUCGGUCACGUCGAAGGUAUCUGGGGCCUCGUCGGUGAUACUUUGCGUAUUGUCACCGGCGCCAACGACUCCAUGGUCAAGGUUUGGGAGCCCAAGAGCGGCAAGUGUGAGCGCACCUUCACUGGCCACUCUGGCCCCGUCACCUGUGUGGGCUUGACCGACAGUCGCAUGGCCAGCGGAAGUGAAGACGGCGAGGUGCGCCUGUACAGCUUCGAGGCAGAAGCACCUCUCCUCGAGGAAUGUGGUACUCCAGCAUAA
Colletotrichum lupini is the source of this 3747-nucleotide messenger RNA. Its product is annotated as WD domain-containing protein. The coding region runs from base 1 to 3747 and encodes 1248 amino acids. The record is from RefSeq and is a predicted model, not a curated record. The transcript is spliced from 6 exons. Gene Ontology annotation, molecular function: protein binding. Lineage: Eukaryota; Fungi; Ascomycota; Sordariomycetes; Glomerellales; Glomerellaceae.